GGCUUAACAGAGAAAGAGAGCUAGGGAGGGAGCUGGAGAGAGCGCAGGAGAGACAGGGGAAGCAGUGCUGCACAGUUUUUACCUCCACAUGCUGCAGCUCUGCCGAGUGUAGCUCACGGAUUGUACCAAGUGUAGACUUGUAUGUUUUAGUUGUGUUCAUGUGAGGGAUAGGGAUAGACUUGAGGUACUUUUUAGGGGGGGGAGAUCUCUUUUUUGUCUGCAGUGUAUGCACGUGUGUGUGUGUGUGUGCGCGUGUGUGUGACAGUGCCAUUGUGGCUGUGUGUGUUUAACAUACAGAAAGAUAUAUUCUCAGGAUGAUUGCCGCCCAGUUGAUAGCCUAUUACUUCACGGAACUUAAGGAUGACCAGGUUAAGAAGAUCGACAAGUACCUGUACUCCAUGCGCUUCUCCGAGGAGACGCUGUCGGACAUCAUGCAGCGCUUCCGGCGGGAGCUGGCCCGGGGCCUCGGUCAGGACACCAACCCCACCGCCACGCUCAAGAUGCUGCCCACCUUCGUGCACUCCAUCCCCGACGGCUCAGAGAAGGGAGACUUCAUAGCUCUGGAUCUGGGGGGGAGUGCCUUCCGCAUCCUGCGUGUGCGCGUGAGCCACGAGAAGAAGCAGACUGUUCAGAUGGAGAGCGAGAUCUACGACACGCCGGAAGACAUCAUCCACGGCAACGGCACCAGGUUAUUUGACCACGUGGCCGAGUGUCUCGGGAACUUCAUGGAGAAGCACAACAUCAAAGACAAAAGACUGCCGGUCGGGCUCACCUUCUCGUUCCCCUGCCAACAGACCAAACUAGAUGAGGGCUAUCUGCUGACCUGGACCAAGAGGUUCAAGGCCAGUGGAGUGGAGGGGAUGGACGUGGUCCAGCUGCUCAACAAGGCCAUUAAGAAGCGAGGAGACUACGAUGCAGACAUCAUGGCGGUGGUGAACGACACUGUGGGGACCAUGAUGACUUGCGGCUUCGACGACCAGCGCUGUGAAGUGGGCAUCAUUGUUGGCACAGGGACCAACGCGUGUUACAUGGAGGAGCUGAGGCACAUCGACCUGGUGGAGGGCGACGAGGGACGCAUGUGUGUCAACACCGAGUGGGGGGCCUUCGGGGACGACGGCAGGCUGGAGGACAUCCGCACCGAGUUCGACCGAGAGAUCGACAGAGGCUCCCUCAACCCCGGCAAACAGCUCUUCGAGAAGAUGGUGAGUGGCAUGUACAUGGGCGAGCUGGUGCGCCUCAUCCUGGUAAAGAUGGCCAAGGAGGGCCUGCUGUUCGAGGGGCGGAUCACCCCGGAGCUGCUCACCAAGGGCAAGCUCGACACCAAGCACGUCUCCGCCAUAGAGAAGAGUAAGGAGGGCCUGACCAAGGCCAAGGAGAUCCUGAUCAGACUGGGUGUGGAGCCCUCAGCCGAUGAUUGCAUCGCCGUGCAGCAUGUGUGUGCCAUUGUGUCCUUCCGCUCCGCUAGCCUGAUAGCUGCUACGCUAGGUGCUAUCCUGCUACGUCUGAAGGAGAACAAAGGGGUUGCUAGGCUGCGGACCACCGUGGGCAUUGACGGGUCGUUGUACAAGAUGCAUCCUCAAUACGCCCGCCGGCUCCACAAGACAGUGCGUCGCCUGGUGCCCGAUUCUGACGUCCGGUUCCUGCUGUCAGAGAGUGGGAGUGCCAAGGGUGCUGCCAUGGUGACCGCCGUGGCCUACAGACUGGCGGACCAAUCGAGACAGAUCAUCCAGACCCUGGAGGAACUCCAGCUGACCACUGAACAGCUGCUCGAGGUAAAGAAGCGGAUGAAGAUAGAGAUCCAAAAUGGCCUCUCCAAGAGCACCCAGGAGAUCGCUACUGUCAAGAUGCUCCCCACCUUCGUGCAGAGCACGCCUGAUGGCUCAGAGAACGGGGAUUUCUUGGCCUUGGAUCUCGGAGGAACCAAUUUCCGAGUUCUGUUGGUGAAGAUCCGGUCUGGGAAGAGAAGGACGGUGGAGAUGAACAACAAGAUCUACGCCAUCCCCAUGGAGGUCAUGCAGGGCACGGGAGAAGAGCUGUUCGACCACAUAGUGCAGUGUAUCAGUGACUUCCUGGACUACAUGGGGAUGAAGAACACUCGUCUUCCCCUUGGCUUCACCUUCUCCUUCCCCUGCCAACAAACCAGUCUGGACGCUGGUGUCCUGGUGACGUGGACCAAGGGCUUCAAGGCUACGGACUGCGAGGGCGAGGACGUGGUGGGCCUGCUGAGAGACGCCAUCCGGAGGAGGGAGGAGUUUGACCUGGAUGUGGUUGCCAUAGUGAACGACACCGUGGGGACCAUGAUGACGUGUGCCUACGAAGAGCCCACGUGUGAGGUGGGACUCAUCGCUGGUACUGGCAGUAACGCCUGCUACAUGGAGGAGAUGAAGAACAUUGAAAUGAUCGAGGGCGACGAAGGUCGCAUGUGUGUCAACAUGGAGUGGGGCGCGUUCGGCGACAACGGUUGCCUUGACGACAUGAGGACCGAGUACGACCGCACCGUGGACGACCUCUCCCUCAACCCGGGCAAACAGAGGUAUGAGAAGAUGUGCAGCGGUAUGUACCUAGGGGAGAUUGUGAGGAACAUCCUGAUAGACCUGACCAGGAAAGGCUUCCUGUUCCGAGGACAGAUCUCUGAGACCUUGAAGACCAGAGGCAUCUUCGAGACCAAAUACCUCUCGCAGAUAGAGAGUGACAGACUGGCACUACUGCAGGUCAGAUCCAUUCUGCAACACUUGGGACUGGACAGCACCUGCGACGACAGUAUCAUAGUCAAAAAGGUGUGUGGCGCCGUGUCCCGUCGAGCUGCUCAGAUCUGCGGGGCGGGGAUGGCUGCGGUGGUGGAUAAGAUCAGAGAGAACCGUGGACUGGACCAUCUGGACGUCACCGUAGGGGUGGACGGGACGCUGUACAAACUACACCCACAUUUUGCGGGGGUCAUGCAGCAGACGGUGAACAAGCUGGCUCCGCAGUGCAACGUCAACUUCCUGUUGUCGGAGGACGGCAGCGGGAAAGGUGCGGCGCUCAUCACCGCCGUGGGCUGCCGGCUGAGGGAGGAGCUCAAGAGCCAAUAGAUCCUCUCUCCUCCUCCUCCUCCUCCCCCUCCUCCUCUGUCUCCGUCUCUCUCUGUCUCUCUCUCUCUCUGCCUCUGUGUGUCGCUGUCCUCCAUACCCCUCCACUCCCUCCUUCCCGGGUCAUUCCUGGCUCCCCUCGGGAGUCUUCGCGCCCGCUGCUCUAGUUGCUUCUGCCCAACACCCGCGUACCGGAGAGGAGAGGGAAGCGUUCGACUGCAGGGUUCUAGCGCCCUGCUGGUUUUACCUGUGCUUUGUGUUGUUCAGUUUAUAGAGAUUAAACGCGCACACUUAACUACUGUGAGCAGGGCAAGGGGGGGGGGGGGGGGGGGGAUAGAGUAGUAGCAAAGAUAUAGUACAUUGUAGUACAGGAGGUCAGUUUAGGUAUCCUGAGUGUUGACCUAAGAGCCAUGAGGUGUACUGGUUGGGAUCUGGUCUUUUAAUCGAUUCUCUUUUUAUUAUUGUUGAGGUUUGAGAGUUACACAAUGCAAGAUCAGCCACUAAUUGUCACUGCAGUCUCAAGCAAUACUUAAAAUAAUGCUUAAAACUACUUGAUACUGAAUACUGGAAACAUACGAAAGCCUACAUGCACAAUAUAUAUUUUAAAACAGGUGCUUUUUGGAACUCCUCUGAGGAGGCUAAACACUGAUUGUGAGGUAAAGUUGCGCUCUACGUCUGCUGAGCUAAUAAUGAUUCACUGUCUGUUAAAAGGCGUAAAAAAGGGAAAGGAGAAAUAUAUAUUUUUUAAAAGAUAUGUAUGUAUAAUGAGAUAAAGGGAGUAUUUUCUUUUGCUAAUAUCUUGCCUAGCUGUCAUAUCAUAUUGGCUAUUUAUUUUAUUUUUGUACUUAAAUGAUGUUGAAACAACCUGCAACUGUAGCAAGUCUAGAGAAAAAUAUUAUCAUAGUCAAGUUUACAAACAACUUAGUCCUGUUGAACAAUAUAUUAAGUUUUCUCUAGUGUGCUGCAAAAGUUGUCCAAAGAUCACUUCUAAUGCUUUUAUCUAAAUGGAAUUCGUGUCAUUGUCAGUAAUCCUUUGUGGCUGUGAAACUGUCUGCUGAGAUUUUCAAUAUUAUUUUAAGAUUGCAGUUCGCCAUGUAAUGUCGUUCAUGAACUACAUCAUUGUAGUCCAAUUUAAAUAAAUGCUAUCCAAAGACAUUACCUAUUCAACCAAUCCAGUAACUGAUUAACUAUUACUGUCACUAUUAUCAAGGUUAUACAAUACACUAGCAAUAAACCCCACAAUAUUCACUUUCAAAUGCCAAUUUUCUUUUAAGCUUUCUUUUUAGUCCCAAACUACUACUGCCAUAUACACACAUGGUCAUUUUAAUAUGUCCAAUGUUAAUGGGACAAACACAUGCACAAACACACACACACAGACACACACACGCGCACAUACACAUACACUAAACAUACUAAACACAUCCAAAAACUGUCAAUUUACACAAUCCACAUAUUUAAUUUAUUUAAUUUGAUCAAUCCAUGAAUAAAAACCUAUGAAUAAAAGCA
Molecule: messenger RNA, 4574 nt
Organism: Gadus macrocephalus (Pacific cod)
Lineage: Eukaryota; Metazoa; Chordata; Actinopteri; Gadiformes; Gadidae
Gene: hk1
Product: hexokinase 1
Exons: 21
Coding region: 315-3071 (918 amino acids)
Biological process (GO): intracellular glucose homeostasis; glycolytic process; glucose 6-phosphate metabolic process
Cellular component (GO): cytosol; mitochondrion
Molecular function (GO): fructokinase activity; mannokinase activity; glucokinase activity
Source: RefSeq, a predicted model, not a curated record